GCGCCCACAGCAGCUGCCAGUCCCUGCGAAGAUGUAACCUGUUUCUGUGCCCGCCUGGCACCACAUCUGCAGCUCAGCCCUUCCCUCUUGGUUGCAGGAGCCUCCCCGCCGGGCAGUCCCCAAUGGAGUGUGGGCACGCAUCUGAGCGCGGCGCGGGCACGGAGCCCGAUGCCCUGCUGCCUUCUGCCAGCAGCAAUCCCUGCCUGCCCCCGGCGGGGCAGCGGCCCGGGGCCCCUCCGGGCAGACCCGCGGCUGCCAACGCCGCUCGGGAGCGCAGCCGGGUGCAGACCCUGCGCCAUGCCUUCCUGGAGCUGCAGAAGACUCUGCCCUCGGUGCCACCCGACACCAAGCUCUCCAAGCUGGACGUGCUGCUCCUGGCCACCACCUAUAUCGCACACCUCACUCGCAGCCUUCAGGAUGAGGAAGAGUCGCCGGGAGAGGGCUUGGGUGCCCUCCGAGGGGAUGGGUACCUGCACCCUGUCAAGAAGUGGCCGAUGCGCUCCAGGCUGUACAUCGGCGCCACGGGACAGUUCCUGACGCACCCAGCAGCCGGCGACGGCGCAGGCCAAGGAGAGACAUCAGCAGCUCCACAAAUGUAACCUCCCUGACAGCUUUAAAAGCAUUCUUAUUUAUUACACCUUACAUAUCUAUUUAAGAGCCGCACCUACAGACAGACUGCCACUCCUGACAUAGUGUUUGUAGGGCAGAAGGAGUUGAUUCUGAAGUGUUGUUAGUACCUCAUGAAGUUCAUGUGACAUCCCAUCGCUUCAUCUAGAGCACGCUGCUGGCCUCUGCACUGGGGGAUGAGGAGAAGGCAAUGGUAGGCACCACAGUGCAGGUGCCUCAUGCCCUCUGGGACUGGUGGUGAACCAGUACGCAGUGGAGGAGCAGGGAAGGGGCAAUGCAGUGCUGGCUGAGCACAGAACAGUAAGGCUGGGGUAGAUAGCCAAGGGCAGGUCUGAGAAGAGCAGCAGACACACACGUGAAAAUAGCGACCACGGUCCUGCACGUGGGUCCCUCACUGCAUAGACCUGGCAGUGGAAAUCCCACUGGGCACCAGUGCCAGGUCAGGGCUCUGUCCUGUGGGUGCCUGUCGGUGCAGGUGGCUGCUCCUGAGCACAUGGCUCUGCAGGCACCUCUUGUGGCAGCAUGCAGCCUGCCCUCCUGCAGGCACAGCCCUGUGUCAGCCCCAGGCUCUGCAUCGAGCGCUGCCACGGGGGACGCACAGGCUUGUGCUGCACCUUAGAGUCCCCCCAGCAGGCCCCCUUGGCUGUGUUUCUCUGGCCUGUUGGCAGGUGCCUGCACUGAGCCCCGAGAGUUGGCUGUCCCUGGCACACUUUUCACUUAAGCAUCCUCUGUAGCUGGGUAAGAAAGGCUGAAGCUAAACACAGCUGUGUCUGUUCUGUAAGCUCUGUACCGCUCCUGUUACUGCCGAGGUGAACACACCAUUAAAUCUCGUUCUGUGGGCUUCAUGUCUCUCCUGAGCUGCAACAUCUCUGACAGUUCCUAGUGCUGACAGCCUGCAUUCCUGGGCGUUGCUUCCUGCAGACUUCACCAGCUAAGUUUUCCAAAGGCAUUCAGGAAAGAGGCAAAGAGCACUACCAGUGAGAGCAGCCUUCAGGGACCAAUACAAAAAGAUAAUUCUGUCACUUCCAAUCUCUUUUCAGCCUCAAACUUGGGAUGUCUUUCAGAGGUGCUGAGCAUGCCAUGGCAAAUCCAGUGCCCAGGAUCCUCCACCCCAGCAGCAUCCUGAGCUUCACCAGGAUGGUUCUGUUAUAUAGUAAAAGGAGAUGAUGUGAAGGAGGGGUCGAGGGGAUGGUUGUUGAGUAAGAUGGAAGAGUGACAGCACAGCAAGGGUUGCAGGAAUGCUCUGC
Molecule: messenger RNA, 1874 nt
Organism: Pogoniulus pusillus (Red-fronted tinkerbird)
Lineage: Eukaryota; Metazoa; Chordata; Aves; Piciformes; Lybiidae
Gene: TCF24
Product: transcription factor 24
Exons: 2
Coding region: 123-599 (158 amino acids)
Biological process (GO): developmental process; regulation of transcription by RNA polymerase II
Molecular function (GO): protein dimerization activity; RNA polymerase II transcription regulatory region sequence-specific DNA binding; DNA-binding transcription factor activity, RNA polymerase II-specific
Source: RefSeq, a predicted model, not a curated record